Jatropha curcas is the source of this 1475-nucleotide messenger RNA. RefSeq names its product galacturonosyltransferase-like 10 (gene GATL10). NCBI's taxonomy places the organism in Eukaryota, Viridiplantae, Streptophyta, Magnoliopsida, Malpighiales, Euphorbiaceae. Gene Ontology annotation, cellular component: Golgi apparatus. Gene Ontology annotation, molecular function: glycosyltransferase activity. The record is from RefSeq and is a predicted model, not a curated record.
UGGCCUUUCUUUCUACUCUUUGCUUGCCUUCCUUGUAUUCUCUCUUUCUGUUCUGACUAUUCCAUAUCUACACCUUUCUUUAUAAAACUUCGAAUCUCUCUUCUAUCAUCUCCUUCACAAACAAGAAGCUACCAGAGCUGUCUUUAAGUCCUCGAUUAGUAAUGUUUUUUUAUAGAUUAAUUUUAGUAGCAAUCUUCUUUAUUUCUCUAUUCCUCUUUCCAAGCAAUGCUAUUCGAUCUUCUUUACAGAGUAAUGAGAUAAAGAUUGAAAGAUUUUAUCUUUCUUUGCAGUUCUUGGAAGCUCCAGAUUAUCAAAAUGGACAAGAAUGUCCUUCUGUCGAUAAAAACAGUUUUUUGCAUCAUUGUAAUCCAUUUCUUGUUCAUAUAGCUAUGACUCUUGAUCCAGAAUACUUAAGAGGCACCAUAGCAGCAAUCCAUUCAGUUCUUAAACAUGCUUCUUGCCCUAAAAAUAUUUUCUUUCACUUCAUUGCUUCUGACUCGAGCUUAAUUAGUCCAAAAAAGUUAUCCGAGACUGUACAGUCUGCAUUUCCUUCUUUGCAAUUUAAAGUCUAUCUCUUUGAAGAGGAUUUGGUAAAUAGUCUGAUCUCAAGUUCUAUACGCCCAGCUCUUAAUAACCCAUUAAACUAUGCAAGAAGUUAUAUAGCGGAUUUGCUCGAUUCUUGUAUUAAACGAGUAAUUUACUUAGAUUCGGAUGUUAUAGUUGUUGAUGACAUUGAAAAACUAUGGAAGAUUUCUCUUACUGGGUCAAGAACAAUAGGAGCACCUCAAUAUUGCCAUGUGAACUUAAAGAAGUACUUUACUAAUGAGUUCUGGAGAGACAGGGAACUUUCUGGGGUUUUUGAAGGGAAAAAUGCAUGUUAUUUUAAUACAGGUGUAAUGGUGAUGGAUUUGGAGAGAUGGAGAGAAGGUGAAUAUACAAAGGAAAUUGAGAAAUGGAUGAGAAUACAGAAGGAGAAAAGGAUUUAUGAAUUGGGUUCUCUUCCACCAUUUUUAUUAGUUUUUGGUGGAGAAGUUGAGAGUAUUGAACAUAAAUGGAAUCAACAUGGACUUGGGGGAGAUAAUGUGGUUAGAAGUUGUAGGUCUCUGCAUCCAGGAAAUGUUAGCUUGAUUCAUUGGAGUGGAAAAGGGAAGCCAUGGAUAAGACUUGAUGAGAAUAAGCCUUGCCCUAUUGAUUCUUUAUGGGCACCCUAUGACCUGCAUAAAGACCAUCAAAGAAGAAGACGACAAUGAUCUUUUAGUCGUUGUUAUCUUUGUUCAUUUGAUUCUUUUAUUUGUUUAUUUUAUAACUUUUUGUCCUCUGUUUUAUAUUUUGGGCUGAGUGCCUGAGAGUGAGAGGACAGAGUUUUCCUUUGUAUAGAAAGGGAGUAUAAAUACUGAAAUUCGUUUGUAUCAAUUCUUUGUAGUUUUUUGCUAUGGAAUUUUGUUCUCAACAUUAGAGUGGCAGUUAGCUUUUAA